Chironomus riparius is the source of this 1625-nucleotide messenger RNA. The record is from the annotation of a GenBank genome assembly. Lineage: Eukaryota; Metazoa; Arthropoda; Insecta; Diptera; Chironomidae.
CAGACAUUCAACAAGUGAUAAUAAGCAAGAAGGAAUAGAAAAUUCAUGUUUUGUGAUAAAACAAACCUGAAGAAUUAUUAUUAAUUGUUAUCAUUUUGUGAAAUCUGUAGAAAUUAUUUCCGUACUUCCAAUUUAUCUCGCAAAAAAAACAAAUAAGUUUUAAAAAAAUUAUUUAGAAAAUAUGAAAAUGAAUCGUGAAGUGAAAACUAUGGAAUUGUUCUCUUAUGCUGUUCUUCUGUUGGUCUUAACAGCUAAAUUGUGUAGUGCUGAUGAAGAUUUCGAAGGAGCACAGAAACGUGCCAGCGGUAGUGUCGGAUUAUUUCCAUUUCCGAGAGUUGGCAGAAGCGAUCCAGAUUUGCAGCCCGAAUGGAAUUCAUACAAUUCAUUUGAAAAUUAUGAUGAUUUAGGACGACAUGAACAGAAACGACAAGGAUUAGUUCCGUUUCCAAGAGUAGGAAGAAGUGGCGGAUAUAAUCAGAGACUUUACCAACAGUAUUCAGAUUUUAAUAAGCGAAGUCAAGCAGGAAAUCCACAUUGGUUCGGACCUCGUCUUGGACGUGCUCGCCCUGAUCAAGAGAAUGAAGUCUUUACGCCUAGACUUGGAAGAAGUAGCUUCAUAAACUCAGAAAAAGUGGAUAAAGAUUUUCGAAAGAACUUAUUCAUUUAAAGCAUUUGAAUUUAAGAUAACGACACGGAUAUGUGAAAUGUUGGUGAAUGAAUAGCUUUAUUGGUGGCUUAAAAAAUCAUCGUGCUUUUAUUGAGGCUGGUGGAAAUUUAGAGACACAAAAAGAGAAAACUUUUUCCCUCUUCUUUUCGAAAAGAAAUUCCCGAGCAACACAAAAAAUUUAUUUUGAUGUCAAAGCGACUUGUAGAUGGAUUUUGGGAUAUUUUAAACAAUGCUCAUAAUCCAUCGAAAAGAAGCCAUAACGGUGUUGCUGCAUUGUUUAGUAGAAAAGCAAUACUUUGACUAAUAAAUAACUUUUUGUCGGCAAACUUUGAUUCCAUUGCUCGGGAUAUGAUAAAACUUUGAAUAACUGUUGAAAAUGUUCAUUUUCCAAGUCUAUAUAUGUACAGGAAGUACACUAAGUCUUCAAUUUUCAAGAGCAAAGUAUCAUAAAGUCUGAAAGAAUCACACGAGGAAGAAGAAUCAAGAAGGAAAAAGUCACUCUUUAAAACAAAGUAAAUUUUCAUGAUAAAAGAAUGAUGAUCUUGUACAUACAGACAGCCAUAAAGCAAAAGUACAACAUUUCACAAAGGAUAUAAAAAAAAAUCUACAGAAACUUAAUUAUUUUCUUACCUACAUUUUCCUUCUUUGAUUUUCAUCAUCAACUUCUGAUACACAGAUUUGAGCUGUAUCCGAAACAAAGAGCAUAGUUUUGUAAACAAUUAAAGAAUCAACAUGUUUAUGCUCAACGUCAAAGAAAACAAACUACUAUAUAAUGAAAGUAACUGAAUGUAAAUUAAAAUACACUCAACAAGAGAUUUUAAAAAUAGAGGAAUGGAAGAUACAGAAAUCAUCCGACUCUUUAUCCUUAUUAGAUUGCUAAUUGAAUUACUUACUGUAAAAUGUUUAAAUAUAGACAAGAAACUCAAUGAAAAAUAAAUGAGAAAUCAUUGAUGAUGCA